This is a messenger RNA of Brassica napus (rape), 1253 nucleotides long. Its product is annotated as mitogen-activated protein kinase homolog MMK1. Gene Ontology annotation, cellular component: cytoplasm; nucleus. Lineage: Eukaryota; Viridiplantae; Streptophyta; Magnoliopsida; Brassicales; Brassicaceae. The transcript has 6 exons. Gene Ontology annotation, molecular function: ATP binding; protein serine/threonine kinase activity. Gene Ontology annotation, biological process: intracellular signal transduction; protein phosphorylation. The record is from RefSeq and is a predicted model, not a curated record. Bases 1 to 1197 code for a protein of 398 amino acids.
AUGAAACCACCUAACGAUGCUGAGCCGGUGGAAACUGACGGUGGAGCUACUACCGACCUUCAGCCGCAUCCGCCACCUGAGAAUAUUUGUAUGAAUAUCAGCCAUGACGGAAGGUAUAUACAAUACAACUUUUCCGGCAAUAUCUUCGAAGUCACGGCAAAGUAUAAACCACUGAUCAUGCUUCUUGGCAGAGGUGGUGGUGGCAUCGUUUGUUCCGGUAUAAACUCGGAGACCAAUGAGAGGGUAGCAAUAAAGAAAAUCAUGCAUGCAUGUAGAGACCAAAUCAUUGCAAAGAGAACUCUCCGUGAAAUCAAGCGUCUUCGUCACUUAGAGCAUGAAAACAUUGUAGGAAUCAAAGACAUAGUGUUGCCUCCUCAGAGAGAUGCUUUUGAAGAUGUUUACAUUGCUUAUGAAUUGAUGGACACUGACCUUGAUAAACUCAUAAAGUCCAAUCAAGAACUAACCAAAUAUCAUCACCAGUUUUACAUGUAUCAACUCCUGCGUGGAUUAAAAUACAUUCAUUCAGCCAAUGUGUUACAUAGAGAUUUAAAACCGGGCAAUAUCCUCUUGAAUGCGAACAGUGAAUUAAAGAUCUGUGAUUUCGGGCUUUCUCGUGUUGCUUCAGACGCAAUGACUCAGUAUGUUGGCACAAAAUGGUACCGUGCACCAGAGCGUCUCUUGAGCUCUUCUGCUUAUACCUCAGCUAUAGAUGUUUGGUCUGUUGGCUGUAUUUUCUUGGAGAUGAUGACUCGCACACCGCUCUUCCCUGGAAGAGAUCGUUCUGAUCAGCUUCGUUCGAUUCUAGAGUUCUUAGGCUCUCCAACAGAGGAUGACAUUGGAUCGUUGAAUGAAAGUGGUAAGCAAUGCUUAAAGAUGCUUCCUUGGUUUGAUCGCCAGUCUUUCUUUGUAAAGUUCCCAGACGUUCCUUUCUUAGCUGUUCUGUUGUUGGAGAAGAUGCUCAAGUUUGACCCUAGAAAGAGAAUCUCAGUUGAGGAUGCACUUGCUGAUCCAUAUUUCAAAACGAUGCACAACAUUAACAAUGAACCAGUGUGCACGAAGCUCUUUGACUUUGAUUUAGAGGAACAUCCAGUCACAGCGGAGCAGAUUAAGGAGUUGAUCUACCAUGAAGCCCUAGCUUUCAACCCUGAACCCCUAGCUUUCAACCCUGAACCAGCAACAGUUGAAAAAGACCAAUGACUUGGCUUGAAAGCAACUCAUAAAACAGUCAUCAUUGUGUCUUCUCAACUCUAUCA